Messenger RNA from Gossypium raimondii (Peruvian cotton), 1471 nucleotides. RefSeq names its product bZIP transcription factor 44. Gene Ontology annotation, cellular component: nucleus. The transcript has a single exon. The record is from RefSeq and is a predicted model, not a curated record. The coding region runs from base 651 to 1145 and encodes 164 amino acids. Gene Ontology annotation, molecular function: transcription cis-regulatory region binding; DNA-binding transcription factor activity. NCBI's taxonomy places the organism in Eukaryota, Viridiplantae, Streptophyta, Magnoliopsida, Malvales, Malvaceae. Gene Ontology annotation, biological process: positive regulation of DNA-templated transcription.
UUUUAAUUUCCUCAUUUUCAAUAAUUUCCUUCUAUAAAUUACCGUAUCAAUGUUCUCAACAGCCUCUUCCACUUCCGCUCUCUUCUCUUUCUUUUCUCUUUGAGCUGAGGUUCUGCUGCUUCUUUUAGUUCUUGUUUUCCCCAGUUUUCCUCAGCUUCCUCUGUUCUAAUCACAUCCCUUUUGAGGGUGUUUGCUUUUAUAUCGGGGAUUUUUGGUUGUUGAACUCCAGUCUAGGUUCUAGAGUCUAUACCAAAAAUCCAUUAAGUCAAAACUCUAUCUUCCAGCAAGAAGAGAAAGACAUAUCUUGGUUUUUUUUUGCUGUAAAUCUUGAUGCUGCGUAAAUUGUUGUGGUUGAUGCUUGAGACUCAUGUCUCCAGUUGUCAGUGAAAUCCUCCGAUCCGGUUUUAUGAUAAAUUCCUCCCUCAGACGCAGGACCCAUCUAGUUCAAUCUUUCUCAGUUGUCUUCCUCUACUGGUUCUAUGUUUUUUCAUAAAUAAUCAUUUUGUAAUUGCUUUUUUUUUUAACUAUAUAUAUAUAUAAUUAUCUGUAGCUAGUAUAGGAGUCCAGUCGCCUUUGAGGUUAGAUUAUCCUGAAAUAUUAGUAAUUUAUAUUUGAAGUUUUAGCAGUGAGUUAGGUGUAAAAAUAUUAACAUGGCUUCGUCCAGUGGAAACUCCAAUUCCUCAAGCUCCUCGCAGCUUCAGAACUCUGGGUCUGAAGAGGACCUGCACCAGCAGAACAUGAUGGACCAAAGAAAAAGAAAGAGAAAGGAAUCAAACAGGGAAUCGGCAAGAAGAUCCAGGAUGAGGAAACAGCAGCACUUGGAUGAAUUAGUGGCCCAAGUGGCUCAGCUCAGCAAAGAUAACAACCAAAUCCUGAACAGCAUCAACUUCACCACCCACCACUAUCUCAACAUUCAGGCUGAGAACUCAGUUCUGAGGGCUCAGAUGAUGGAACUGAGUCAAAGACUCGACUAUCUGAAUCAAAUCCUCAGUUAUCUCAACACCAUGAGCGCCAGUGAGUUGGUGUACGAAACUGAUCAGUGCUUUGAAACAAGUACUUGUGACCACGGUUUCACCAACCCUUUCAAUCUACCUUACCUUAACCAACCCAUCAUGGCCUCUCCAGACAUGUUCCAGUACUACUGAUCCAUAAUAAUCCUCACCACCAUCCUCCCUCAUUUACUGAUAAAACGAGGGUAUUAAUAUAAUUGUUAUGGUUAAUUAAUUUAAUGAAAUAUUAGUGUUAUUGGCAGCUAUAGGUCUAGGACGAUGAUGUAAGGGAUGAUGAUUGUGAGAGAAUUGGCAAGUAGCAAGUGAAAGCUGCUUGGCAGGGGAUGCAAUUUUUUAUUUUCAAUUUUCUUCUUGUAAAUGGGGAUUUGAGAUAUAAAAUAGGGUUUGAUGUUUGACGGGUUUUCUGGAUGUAUGUAGUAUGGUCUCCUACGUUUUUAUAUAAGAAUUUCCUUCACCUGUUA